AUGAUGAUAGCUGCAGUGGUGUUAAUCGUAGCGCUGCGGAGUGCUGUAUAUGCGGAUUUAUUUACAUCGAUCGCCGAUAUGGAGCUGCUUCUGGAAGCUGAAAAAGGAAUUCCUGAUUUGUUGGAUCUGCUUUCAAUGGGAAAAAAGCAGCAGAACAAUCGUACUAUAGAAAAUGAUAUACGAUUGAUAAGCAAUCCAGUGAGUGCCUAUUUGCUUAUCAAAAGAUUGAUUGAGGAAUGGAAUAAUAUAAAACGAUUAGCAGGAAGUGAUAUAGGUGAAGAAUUGCUGAAGGAAAUUUCACAAUUGCGAGCAAUGAAUUAUGUAAAAAAUCCUACUACGGAAGAUUUAAAUGGAGCUGCGAUAGCCUUACUUCGACUGCAAGACACCUAUCGAUUGAAUGUUAAAGAAGUAGCCGACGGGAAAAUUUUGAAUUCCUCUGUUGUUCAACCAUUUACAGCCAAAGAUUGUUUUGAUAUUGGUCGAGCAGCGUAUAAUGCGAAUGAUUACUAUCAUACCAUAAUAUGGAUGGAGGAAGCGCAGGAGAGGUUACGAGAUGAAAUGCCACAUGUUACUGUACAAUUAAAGGAAAUUUUGGAAUAUUUAGCUUUUGCACUAUUCAAACAAGGUAAUCUGAAACGUGCCUUAUUACUCACUGAACAGCUCUAUAAAAUUGAUCCAAAUCAUCCACGAGCAAAAAACAACAUCAAAUGGUAUGAAGAUCUGUUAGCGGAGGAGGGUGUGAAACCGAUUGAUUAUCGACGAAAUAUUCCACCAAUAAGUAAUCCUCGCCCAACGAAUGGCUUCGAAACAACGGAGCAUGACAUCUAUGAAGCAUUAUGUAGGAACGAAGUCCCUGUGAGCGUUAAAGCAACGUCAAAACUAUACUGCUAUUACAAGAUGGAUCGUCCAUUCUUGCGUUUAGCUCCUUUUAAAGUUGAAAUCAUGAGAUUUAAUCCGCUUGUCGUAUUAUUUCGUGAUGUUAUGUCGGACGAAGAAGUAACAAUGAUCCAAAUGUUGGCGACACCGCGAUUGCGAAGAGCGACUGUGCAAAAUUCGGUAACUGGUGAACUUGAAACAGCAUCAUACCGAACAAGUAAAAGUGCAUGGUUGAAAGAUGAGGAACACGAAAUUGUUCACCGAAUCAAUAGACGAAUUGAUUUGAUGACUAAUUUGGAGCAAGAAACUUCAGAGGAAUUACAGGUUGGAAAUUACGGCAUUGGUGGUCAUUACGAUCCGCAUUUUGACUUUGCAAGGAGAGAGGAGGUGAAUGCUUUUGAAUCACUGAAUACAGGAAAUCGUUUGGCAACAUUGUUAUUUUAUAUGACACAGCCUGAAUCAGGAGGUGCUACUGUAUUUACAGACGUCAAGACAACAGUUAUGCCUUCCAAAAACGAUGCGCUAUUUUGGUAUAAUUUAUUGCGAAGUGGUGCGGGUGAUUUGAGAACACGUCAUGCUGCGUGUCCUGUAUUAACUGGUACUAAAUGGGUGUCGAAUAAAUGGAUACAUGAACGUGGUCAAGAAUUUCGUAGGCCCUGUGGUUUAGAACGAUCAGUGGAGGAACAGUUUGUAGGCGAUCUAAGUGCCUAA
Messenger RNA from Acanthocheilonema viteae, 1587 nucleotides. The record is from the annotation of a GenBank genome assembly. NCBI's taxonomy places the organism in Eukaryota, Metazoa, Nematoda, Chromadorea, Rhabditida, Onchocercidae.